Molecule: messenger RNA, 3161 nt
Organism: Linepithema humile (Argentine ant)
Lineage: Eukaryota; Metazoa; Arthropoda; Insecta; Hymenoptera; Formicidae
Product: zinc finger protein 271-like
Biological process (GO): regulation of gene expression
Cellular component (GO): nucleus
Molecular function (GO): zinc ion binding
Source: RefSeq, a predicted model, not a curated record
UUAAAGAGGCUAUCGACAAUAGAUAAAAGUGUGAUGACGUUCUGCAACGCGGAGAAAAACAACAGGAUGCGUGUGUGCAUAUGACAAAAAUAGACUGAAGAGAGAUUUGCCUGUACUUGUACACAUACUCUAAUCUCGAUGCAGGUCUCGGACGAAAUGUUGACGCAGGCAAAUCAAGACAACAGUCUUUGCCGCGUCUGUCUAACUGUGGAUUACAACAACCAAUACAUCUUCCGCAAGAAUUGGAAUGAUUCAGAUAAUACGAGUACCCCUGAGUUGUCAGAGAAACUGCAGUUAUGUGGAGGAAUAGAGGUGUUGGAGGAGGAUGGUUUGCCUACUAGCAUAUGCAUCAAGUGUGUGAUGAAAAUUAAUGUUGCUUAUGAAUUAAGGGAACAGUGUCAAAGAGCGGACACUGAACUUAGGAGGCUUUAUGGGAAAACGUUGGCAACUUUGAAGAAAAAUGUUGGCAAUUAUAUUUACACAAAAGAUCAGUACUGUCAAACUGAGCAGUUUUGCACCUUGGAUAUAAUCAAAUCAGAAGAUAAUAUAGAGUUAACUGUGGAUAAUGAAAUUAAUACAGAGAAGAAUAUCCUUGCAACAGAAUCAAAGAGCAUCAAGGGAUGUAAACUUUCGGAUACUUUCAAUCAAAUGAGACACACAGAAGACACUCUAAUAGACAAUGAACCAGAUUUAGACUGUGUUAAUAAAUCUAAACAAGUAGAACGUGAGAAAGUAAUUAAAAAAGAAGCUUAUAGAACGAGAAGACUAGCUAUGUUUAAAAGAGUAACAUCUAUAGAAACUUUGAAGAGUCAUAAAGAAAGGCAAAGAAGAUAUAUCAAGAAGAAUGCGAGCAUCAAACGCGAUACGAGUGACAGUGAAUAUCAAACAAAAGUGAGAAAUAUUCAUAGAGCGGAAGAAACUUCUGAACUCGCAUUACAACAUAUAACACUCGCAUGUCCAAAAUGUGAUAAAUUUUAUUUCAGUAAAAAAUCUUUAGAUAGACACAUGUUGACUCAUAAUCAUAAAGAGUUUAAAUGCGACAACUGUGAUAAGCAAUUCCUUUGUUUGGACAAGUUACUUAAGCACGUUAAUCUGCAUAAAACGAAGGAGAAGCCGAAGCCGGUGUUGUGCAAAAUCUGUAACAAAAGUUUUAGAAAAACCGAUACUAUGGUUAGACACUUGAAUGUUCAUAAGAAAGCAAAUCCUAAAGAAGUUUUCUCUAUACUGAAAGAGAUACGUGACAAGAGAAGAUUAGAAAACAACCAGGAGUCUUGUGAGAUAAAUAAAGAUGAAGAAACGAUGUAUGACGAAAAAUCGCAUGGAGAAAACGACGGUAUGACGAGAGAACUGAGAAAACGUAAUGCAAAAGUGGAACAAAGGGAUUCAGAUUUGGCAAAUAGCGAUUCCAGCAGUGACAAAUUUGAGCCAUUCGAUGACACAACGCUUUUUCACUGCAAACAUUGCAGCAAACGUUAUUCUACCGAAAGAUCUCUUCAGCGUCAUUUGUUAGUACACGAUGAAAAGAAAUUCGUCUGUCACGUCUGCAACAUGAAAUUUUUCCGACAGGACAGGCUUAAGAGUCACAUGGAUCGGUACGGUCACGAUGAGACUAAGAUGUGUACGGAGCCGCAGAAACCGCCCGAUGACAAAUCCGCUAUCAAAUUAAUAAACAGCUGGAUAAGGGAAGAAUUGGAUUCUGAUAACGAAGGCAAAGGCUUCCCUUGUACAAUCUGCGGAAAAUCGUACGCCACAAAGAAGUCCCUAUUGAAGCACCAAGUGAAUAUGCAUGGCGGACAGGACGAGUAUUGUGCAAGUUGCGGUAGCGAGUGUACCUGCGCGGACAAAUACAAAAAUCAAGAGAAGAGCAACGAAAAGUCAAAGCCAUACACAUGCGAGGAAUGUAACAAGUCCUUUGAGAAGGAAAUCAAAUUACAGCGACACGUGCGCAUUCAUGAGCGUGCUAAGGAACAGCAGGAUGCGAACUUCAAGCGUUUCCUCUGCCACAUAUGCAGCAAAACGUUCCGGCAGAACACCGGCCUUAUGUUUCACAUGAGAACGCAUACGGGUUACAAACCACACGUUUGCAAGUACUGCGGUCGCGGUUUCACAUCCAAUUCGAACUGCAUCAAUCACGAGAGAACGCACACUGGCGAUCGGCCGUUCGUCUGUCAGUACUGCAGUGCAUCGUUCGCCAAGUCAUGCACCCUUAAAGCACACAUCACCACGCAUACUGGCGAGGCGAAUUACCAUUGUAAGACCUGCGGCAAGUCAUUCCGGCGGCUCAAGUAUCUCAAGGAGCACCGAUUCACACAUACAGGCGAGAAACCAUACGCUUGCAAGAUCUGCGGCACUGCGUACAGUCACUCCGGCAGUCUGUUCGUACACGAGAAAAAAUGUAAGGCGCAAUACAGCAAUUAUCAGACGGGACCAGCGCAAAAUCUACAGCAGACUCCCUAUCAAUCUCCGCAGACCACCGGCGGAAUUUCCACGACACCGUCUUCCUCGGUUAUCACUCCUAUCAUCACCACACUGCCUCAGGGUCAUCUGAACGUCAUUAACAGCGCUCUGAAUACGCAGACGAACAAGGAAUACAUAGACAACAUCCAACGAAUGAAUGCACAUGCAACGGCCACGGCCGUUUCAUCGGGUCUACAUUCAAACACCGAUAUACAUCAUAAUCCCGAAAUGAGUUCCGUCCGGAACUUCGCCAUCAUCGGACAAAUGUUUCACACAUAGGAAAACGUAAACACGAAUCAAGACUCUACUGUGAUAAAUAUUUCAUUUUUAAUGAUACUUGCGAAAAGUAGACAUAUUUUAUACUUUGAAUAUAAUCGCGUAUCGCUUUUUUUCUUCUUUUAAACAGUAGUAAAUAUACGUUCUGUAUUGCAUGUCAUAAAAUGGGAAAAUGGGUAUGGAUGUAUAUUUCUAUUGGAAUGUAUAUUUUUAUUUGAUGAUUAUUAGAAAUUUUUUAUCAUAUACUUUUAUGGCAGAAGUUUUAUUAAUAUUUUAUUAAUAUUAUGUCCAAGUUAAACAGAAUCAUUUAAGAGCACUUAAUGUUAUAUUUUACAGUUUACUUAUCAAAUUUUUAUCAUUGUACAUACAAUCUGUAAUCAUUAUGCUAAUAGUUUGUUUAUCGAAUUAAUAAAAUAAGACUCUGUGAG